Molecule: messenger RNA, 1050 nt
Organism: Rhipicephalus microplus (southern cattle tick)
Lineage: Eukaryota; Metazoa; Arthropoda; Arachnida; Ixodida; Ixodidae
Source: RefSeq, a predicted model, not a curated record
AUGAAAAUGGUGCACAAGUGGUUUGCGUUGCAUAAAAUCCAAAGCACGGCGUUGGACUGGACCAGCAGAGAUGCCAUGAGGAUGCCUUUCUAUGGCGAGGACGAUGAGCGACUUGUCUGGCUCGAGAAAGAAUGCCUCAGUUACUUCAGUCCAUGGAAAGAAAGCUCGAGCUACAAGUUUGAAUUUCUUUCGAAUGAGACGUAUGAAGCGUUGCGAGUGACAACAAUGUCAACAACCCUUUGCACCAGGCACCUCCUCAGCACAGGCUUUAAGUUUGUGCUCACUGAAAGAUUCUCAAGUGAUGAUGUUGAGUCACUAUUCUCAUCCAUAAGACAGCUGAAUGGCUCAAAUGAUCAAACUGAUGCAUAUGCUGUCCUCUCGGCGCUCCAGAAAGUGCUAGUCACUGGAAUCAUUCACUCCUCUCCAUCCAGCAAUGUUGGGAGUGUUGUGGGACCAUUGGGCGAGGCUACAGUGCCUCCUCUUGUUCCUACAAAGGCCACUUCCGAUACUGACUUCAAAAAGCUCUUGCGUCCGCACCUGACGCUCCUGAAACGCUAUUCACAUCCUCCACAAAAAAGCCUCCGGUCCAGAACACUUGCUUUGAUCACUGGGUUUCUAGUUCGAGCAGUUCAAGACAACAUAGUGGGUGAAGAAUGCGUCAUGAAGCUUAAAUCACUGACGUUGAACUCGACAACAACUGUCAUAAUUGCAGACAUUGAUAGCGGUGGACUGUCGUACCCGAGCAUAGCAUUUGUUGGCUUUGUCAGCCUGCUUGAAUAUGCUGCCUCACGAGCGGUACCUUUGCUGAUCAAACGACCACAGCCACGGCAGAAGUUCACGUGUGCUGUGCUUCCAUCUGUCAUUAAGAACCCCCUGUUCAAAUGCGAAAGGAAUGACAGUGUAGCCCAUACAACUGCACUUGUUAAGCUUAUUCUCGUGAAGUUUCUGCGACCCUUUCGGGCAAAAUGUUCCAGCAAUGUAACCGAGACUCAUGCGAAAAGGAAGUUGCUGCACGCCAAGCCACAGUCACUAAAGGUGCUCAAGGUUUGA